This is a messenger RNA of Nomia melanderi (Alkali bee), 9871 nucleotides long. RefSeq names its product FERM, ARHGEF and pleckstrin domain-containing protein 2-like. Lineage: Eukaryota; Metazoa; Arthropoda; Insecta; Hymenoptera; Halictidae. Gene Ontology annotation, molecular function: guanyl-nucleotide exchange factor activity. The record is from RefSeq and is a predicted model, not a curated record.
ACGAGACAAAUGACCAUCGUGCUAGCGACAUUCGCCGUCGAUUCGAUCGAAAGGAACAGUACGAAUCGAACGAGAAACAAUGUCACGCGUCGCGCCCGUAAAAAUGGCGAGUCGGCCAUUUUAUACGAACGUUGCUACUCUCGCGACCCCUGCCGUUACAGAUGACACGUGUCGUGACGUUCGUUACUCGCCAGGAAGUUUGCGAGGUGCCGAGAUCGAAACGAUUGAUCUAAGAUAUUCGAAUGUCACGUAGGAACGGUCGUUUCGUUUACGAACGGCUUGUCUCAUGGAGAUCGCGUCUCGAUCGACUCGUUCGAUCGAUCCUUCCUCUCAUCGCUUGCCAACCAGUUCGAUUCCGGUUCCCCUUUUCACAGGCCUUCUCCCGUUUUCUCUCGUUUUCUCUCUUUUUCUGUUUUUCUCUCUUCGCCGAUCUUUUCCGAUCUCGGUAGAUACCCUUAGAUGUCCGCGUUGCCACUCGCACUCCUCGUCUGCGUCGCGACCCUCUUCGAAAUCUUGCGUCACGCGUGCAUCGGAAUUCACCGGUUUGUCGCUCCGUUUUCCAACGAUCGGCGCGCGAUCGGUCGUUCCGGACGAAUCGAGCAUUCGAAAGAAUCCGCCGGAAUCGGUGAACGAUCUCGUAACGAUUCGUAACGGCAGACUGAUCGAUCGUUACUCUCUUUCGCGCGUUCCUCCGAGUUGUGAAGUUGCACGCGUGCUCGGCUUUCGAAGAUGACGCCGAUCACCGACACUUGUGUCUGCAUCCCGCACCUUUAGAUACAGUGAUGCUCUCUUAAAUUUUCAAAUCUCCGGACGCAGCAUUCAAAUUCUGGCGAACACGAUCACCAUCACCCUUUGGUUCCCUGAAUUCGAUUACCUUCGCCUGGCGAAUGCAAAGAUGGACACAGUCGGGACGUACAAAUAUGCUACGAUGAAAAUUUCAAUUGAAGUCAUUUUGACCUCACCUCGAAUGUAGUACCGAUGGGUCCUCGAAAUUCGUCCGAUUAGUAGAAACUGACUCAUUUAAUCGGACGAAUCGGAAGAGACUGGUACAUUUGAAGAGGUAAGACAUAAAUGACUUCAAACUGAAAUUAUCAUCAUUGCACGAUUGUCGCUCGCUUACACCUAGCUCGAGACAGUAGUAGCAGAGCGGGGACGGUACGUUGAAAUUUAGCCGAGCAGACCUUUGAAAUUUAAGCGAGCAUCACCGUAGCGAGUCACGGUAAACCGUGUGUUCCAUCGGGCCCGACGAGCAAUAACGCGUUGCCCGAAGCUUUCGAGCGUUUCAACGUUCCAAAAUCAAUCUCGCGUUCCGCCGGCAAUCGAAUCAUUGAACUCCGUCGCAUUCCUUGGACGACGAUCGACGCGCGUACCAGCGCAGCCCGUUACAGUGGAAUCUGAACGCGAUGAUCGUGACAGUUUCACUGAAAGCUUCCUCGGACGAAGGUGUCGAAAGUUUCGAAAGACGGAAACUGCGACGAGACGUCUCCCGACGUCUCGCGCCCGAGAAACUGAUAAGUAGUCUCCUCCUGUUUUAGGUGUGUAGCUUGCCGUUUCCAUUUCCUGUCUGUCCCCCGUGCCUUUACGCGCGGAGAUGUGAAUUCACGGCACGCGAGUCUUUCCGCGUUUCACCCUUAGCACUCCAGGUUGUUCUGCUAUCUAUCGGCAACUGCAACUAAUUCUUAUAGUAUUCCUAGCUAAAAAUGCUAUAACAUUCUUCGAUCUUUUAUUUUCCUUAGUGCAAAAUUCGGAUGUGUGGAAAAUUUAACGAUAGGGUAGUUUCUUUAAGAUUCAUUCAAAUAGUCAAUACAACUGCUGCAAUAUUCGAGCACUACAGAGUUCAAGGGGUUAACACGAUAAAUGCCACGUCACUUCCGAAUUGGAAACGAUCGUGACAUGCGAGAUAAUCGACGUCGAAUCAAAAUGCUUCUAAAUAAAGAUAAAAUUGUAACGCAGAUCGUGAACAGCGAACAAUCGCUACUUUUCUUCUAAAAGGAGUAGUAAAGAUUCUCGUGGCGCUUAAGGUGUUAAUCAUUUUCCAAAUUCUCCUACAUCGAGCCCGAUGACCGGGUCACUCAUUCGUGUCACGCGUCUCCCGUAGACUCGAUGCCGGAUAUUUCCAACAAUCGUCGAUCGAGUGACCCAGCCAUUUUCGCGCGACAGUUAGCCGAUACACGCCGGAUCCUACCCGAUCGGAACGCGACGCGAGCCGAUCCAUCGGACUCACAUCUCUGGCUGCAGUGUGGUACUACCGGUACUCGACUUGUCCCCGCAUCGUGCACCCAACGACGGCACGAUCCCGCGUUCACUGGUUGCUCUUAGGUACCCGUGAACCAUUGCGUAGCGAAACCAACUCUCAAGACCCCCCUGUUGUCACACGAUAAACGAACAAUCUCACCGAUGAUCGUCUCUCUUUGUCGCCCGUCUCUCACCGACACACGAUCUCACCACCCGUAAUCUGUCACACAUCGCCGCCGAUCUCGGGGAUUUCCCGAUCGUCCUCGCCGCGAUAGAGUCACGCACCCCGAGAACACCUACUUAACUUCGCACACGCGUACACGUGAAUAUCUCGUGGCCGGUAAUUGUUGCAACGUAUGCGUAUAAUAAUCACACUGUAACAUUUGUACAUGUCUUUCACUCGCUCGCUCGCUCGUUCACUCACUCACUCACUCACUCUCACUCUCUCUUUCUCUCACUUUCUCAGUCUCUUUCUCUUUCACCCUUUCUUCGCGUACCAGCAUUAUUUCUGAACCCUCUAACGUGGCCUUCUUCCAGGUGUUCCCGUUCGCUGUUCAUUUUCCAGGUGGUCGAUGAUCCGCGUCGCGACGCGCGGAUUUCUUUUCGUAUCCGUUUCGCGUCUGUCUCCUAUUCGAAAAUGAUUUUGAUACUGUCGAUCUCGAACCCCGUUUCGACGGUGCCAAAUGUGUCUUCGACAACUUCCCGAUCGCCGCUUGCCUCGCAUUUCACUUCUCCAGCGCGUUUCAUCGAUUUCUUUGGGAAUUCGACCGACCACGAGGCAUCACGAUAUGCCGGAAAUUCGUUUCAUGCGAUCCGUAAAGACUGCAGUUAGAUUUUGAUACGUAUUUUUACAUUUUAUUGUAUCCCUCCUGUUUGUAUUCCACGCGGCCGCACUCGCGCCCGCGGUGUGUAGCUGUAGUCGUAGCUCCGUAGGAUUGUACCUCUCGAUGUAUCUCGGUGUAGAACCGGUGUCGACACUCUGUUCGUUUAAGUGCCAAAAUGGAAACCAUAUCUACGUCGUUUCGAGCGAACAUGCGACGCAAGCAAGUCCAUCCGAACUCGAACUUCUUCGACCGGUCGGUCGAAUGACGGGGACGGCUCGGAAACGGGGUUCACGCGUUUAUUGCGCAUUCUACUUUUCUAACGAUUCCACGUGGGUAUUCACCCUUUGCACUCGGAAGAUUCUCGAUAGAAAUAUUUAACAUUUUUGACGAGGCGAAGACGAUAUUAGAAUUAACUCGAAGGGAAAUCACAUUUAUUCCAAUAUUUCACGUAUUGAGGCGUUAUACAAAGAUCAACAUUAAAUAUCAUAUUUUAUAGUUUUACUGCAUUAAAUCAAGUGGUGACUGAGACUCCCGAGUGCAAAGGGUUAACCCUAAUCGGACCACGGUGCGACUUCAGUCACAUUUGACAUUUUUACUGAAAUUUUUCGAUUUCAUAUUGCAUUUCCAAAGGUCUUUGUGAACUUUCAAAAUUUGGGCCAUAUAAACAAAAACAACUUAACCCUUGUUACCUGAACAAAACUCCAACAGAAUUGGACACUGUGUCGCCGGACGACAUAGUGUCAAUAAUCUUGCAUAUUAUAUUUUUCAAAUCAAUUAAGAAAAUUGACAUUUCCGACAAUUGCCUGUACAACACGUCGCUGACGUUCCUCUAACAGAAGCAUCUCGACGUGUCGCGUCUUUCAACCGCAAGUGGUCAAUAGAACUACCGAGCAUUUAAUACAAUUAAUAUGCAAUCUCUAUAAAAAUUCAGUUUCUUUGGAUGCUCAUAGUACUCAAGUGAAACUUUCCAAAAUCAUCUCAAAUAUUCAAUUCUUAAGGUAUUAACCCUUUGCACUCCGAAGUUAUCACUAGAAAUAUUCCAACAUUUCCUAACGAGACACAGACGACAUUUUCUCAGAUUGAAAGAAAUCUCACACGCAUCGAGGAAGAGAACUAUCUUCCAAUAUUUCGUACAUUGAUGCAUUAUACAAAGUUUAAACAUCAAAGUUCACAGUUCUGCCGUGUGAAAUCAUUCGGUGGCCCAGAGGCGCCUCUGGAGCGCAAAGGGUUGACUGGUACGGUUCCAGUGUUAAAUCCCUGCCGGUGUUCUCCCAACCGAACGGUGUACCACUGAAAAAGUUCGCCGGAAGCUCCUUCGAAGCGGAUACGAAAAGUAAACCACGCAGGUCGCGUAGACACCGAAAUCGCCACCAUUCCCGAACGCUUCGCUAAAUCUCUGUACUCCCUUUCGUUUGAUCUUCUAACGGUCGCCCAUCGACAUUACCGUACUCGUUAACUCUAUAUAUGUUCGAACUAUACAUACGUAUACAUAUAUACAUAUGAAUCUAUACAUAUAUAUAUAUAUACACGGUCCGUAUAUAUAGGCGCGGUGUGACUGCUGCCCCCUCCCCGGACCGACGGGAAAAAAGGAAUCGAAAAUCGGUGUAACCGUGGUUCGAUCACGAUGCAUUGAAUUGUAGAAAGAGUAGGAGGAUGAUGAUGAUGAUGAUGAUAAUGAGGAGGAGGAGGAUGGAAGGGUGGGCAAAGAUUCUCGAGAGGGUGGGGGUGGUGGAGAAAAAUAAUUUCUAUAACGGGGAGCCACGGCGUUCGAGGGAUGGGGGAUAAAAAAAACGACUUUCCAAGCGUAGGGAAUCUAUUGUACAUUAUCGAUUUAUUGAUACAUCAAUUAUGAUAAUAAUAAAUUAUAUACAAAGCGAGUCUUCUGUGCGCGUGUGCGUGUGCGUGCGCGUGUAUGUGUGUACGCGAGCUCUUAGAGAUGCGUCGUGUGUUGUCGCGUCACCUUUUAUUCUUUGCGUUUUAUAAUUCGGGAUGAUUUCUAUGAUUUCUCAUCCGUUCAACGAUCCAUCCCCUCGGAAGACGAAUCUCGCGACAGCCCCUCGGAUCGGUUUUCCUCGAGACACAGAGUACGUUGGGACGCCGAGUCAGUUCCUACCGUGAAAACUUUCCCUUUGUCCGAUCGGUUUCCGGUUACACGAUCGAAAUGAAUUUUCAAGCGAAAAGUAUUCGGAGAUUCGAAUACUCGAAGAGAUUCAUCGUCGAACGACUCGGCGACCGCGAGCGAAGAGUCGAUCAUUGGAUCCCACCGAUCGGCUCCCGAUUUUUUCCGCGCUCCCCUUUAACCUUAUGUGUCUGUCACUUUCUCUGUCUCUGUCUCUCUGUCUCUUUUCCCCUCUGUCUCCCCGAGCUGUUUUCUCUCGACGUUCGGCUUUUGAUUUUCUCCGUUUACAACCGUUCGGAACCGCGCCCCUUCCGGUCCCGGCGAGUCCUCCUCUUCCCGAUCUUUAUUACCGUAUCUUUUUAUCGCACUCCCGGAUUCGUUGGUCGGCCGGACGACAAAUAACCAUGUAUUCCGGGACCGAUAAUAAGCCGGGCGCGCCGAAGAGACCGGAGAACAACAACUCCGUUUUCGCGAGCGACAGAUCGCCGGAGAAUCGGCCCGUGAACGGCGUCAUCGACAACAGCAACUCGAACAUCGUCGACACGCCGGAUCUCAGCCCGGUGAAGCAGGUGGUGAGGAACGGGGAGGUCGAGGAUAUCGAGAUUCGGAAAACGAAGAGAUGGCCGACGGACAAGGCGUACUACAUAGCGAAGGAGCUUCUGAUGACCGAGCGGACCUACAAGAAGGAUCUCGACGUGAUAAACGUGUGGUUCCGCGAGGAGGUGUCUCGAGAGGCUGAACUGGAGGGUGAGGCGGUGGUUUCGCUGAUCGAGCUGUUAGCGGACGUCCACGGACCGUGCCUCCAAGAAAUGGAGGCGAGGCUGGCGCGAUGGGAGAGCAACGCGCGUCACAACAUCGGCGAUUUCCUCUACAACACGCUGCUGAACGUACUGCCGCUCUACGAUCAAUAUCUCGAGAACCUGAUACCGGUUCUCGAGAAGAUGGAAUACUACACGAGGACAUCGCGACGCUUCGAUCAGCUCUGCCGGGACUUCGAGGCGCAGAAACAUUGCUAUCUCCCGCUGACUUCGUUUCUUUUGAAACCGUUGCAACGAUUGUUGCACUACAACAGUAUUAUAGACAGAUUGCUGGAUCAUUACCCGAAAGACCACACGGACUUCGAAGAUUGUCUGGCAGCUAGAGACCGAUUAGGGGAGACGUUGUUGGAGGGUCUCAGCAUCAUCAAUCAAGCUGAAAAUUUAGUUCAGCUAUGCGAGAUGCAGAGGGACAUCGGUGGUUUCGACAAUCUGGUCCAGGAGGGUCGCAGGUUCAUCAGGCAAGGCUGCUUGCAGAAGUAUAGUCGCAAAGGCUUCCAGCAGAGAAUGUUUUUCUUGUUUUCGGACGUAUUAUUGUACACAUUCCGUACCCAGCAACCGACGCAGUGCUUCCGCGUGCACGGCCAGCUGCCGUUGAAGGGAAUGAAGAUCAGAGAGAGCGACAACAAGACCGGCUCGGAUUUCGCGUUCUCAAUCGAUGCCCAAGGGAAUCAGUCUCUGACGGUCGCGGCCAGCAACGAGGAGGAGAAGGUGCGAUGGUUGGAAGACCUGAGCAUGGCCAUCGCGCAGGCGGACGCGGAUCCGAAGAUGCCGUAUCUGAAUCUGCAAUCUUGUAUUUUAGGGUCUGCCGAUGAAAUGGGCGACGGCGUCGGAUUGGACGGCGACAGAGGGAACUGCGGGGGCGCGAAGGCGUCCAACACGACCGUACACGUCUGCUGGCAUCGGAACACCAGCAUCAGCUACAACGACCAGCUGCGAGCGUUUCAAAACCAACUCAGCGGAUUUCUGUUGCGGAAAUUCAAGAACAGCAACGGUUGGCAGAAGCUCUGGGUCGUGUUCACGAACUUCUGCCUGUUCUUCUACAAGUCCCAUCAGGAUGACUUCCCGUUGGCCAGCUUGCCCUUGUUAGGAUACACGGUGACCACUCCUUCGGAGAAGGACGGGAUCAAUAAGGACUUCGUCUUCAAGCUGCAGUUCAAGAGCCACGUUUACUUCUUCCGCGCUGAGAGCGACUAUACCUUUGGGAGAUGGAUCGAGGUAAUACGAAGCGCGACUCAGCAGAGCCACGUGCCGGUCAGCUUCAACGGGAAGGGCGUAUAUUAACGGGUGACCGCAAUGUAUUUGAUUAUGCGACGUAGGAUUAGAUAAGAGAAAUCUCAGCGUAUUCGAAUGUUAAGAUUCGCGUUAGGAUCGAGAUCGGGAGGGAACUGUGCGGCCUUAUUGCAAGGACUGAAAUUAUUGUUCACGAUCAAAAUUGUAAUCGACAAUCAAAUCAAAGAGUCGUGCGUCCUGGGACGGAGCACGAAGACUGUAAGUAUCGUGCAUUUGCGCAUUGAUGCAUUUAUCUCGUGCCGAUUCCGCGGCACCAUUGGCUGUUCGGAAAGAAAUUUCGAUAUUACACGAACGCGGGCACACAAACAAACACACACAAACGCAUACCGAAUACGUAAUCGCGGCUGCUGACAGGAUAAUCGGUGUGUAAAUAGAAUUAGUUAGAUCGUAAGCGUAUCGCCCGGUUUUGUUCGGUGUACCUCGCUCGCCGAGACAGCGGCGGGCAUCGCGCGGCGUCGACGAAAGUGGAGGUCACGCGCGACGCAAACUUUGGACCAAUUUUACAUUGAGAGUUUUUUUGACGAUCCAUGUCUUGAGGAAAAGACAAUAAUUUCGUUAGCGUAGGAGCGUUUUUUCUCGUUGUUAAAUUAUCGAUCGGUUGUUAAAGAGAUUGCGAAGAGUUGUUGUUUCCCUGUUAUCGGCGAGAACAUUCGCGGGGGCGCGUGUUCGUUUCCUCGUUCUAACUCGGCUCGAUGUUCUAACGAACGUCGACCGAGGGGAACCAGUGACCAGUCGAUAAUGCGAAGAGACCUGUUAAACGGGCGAUUCCCGGAUCGCGAUCGGAAAUUCACGUAGAAAGAGCGCGUCCCAUCGGCACGGACGCGUUCCCGGCGUAAUUUAGACUGAUCUAGAGAUAUUACAGGAUAGGUGAGAAAGAAGUCUUCUUAGUCAACGAGACGGGAGAGCGUUCCGAGGCGAGCCGUCGGGAACGACGCGACGACGAGCACCCUUCUCGUCUGUCCCGGUUAACAGGUCGACCGUUGUCUGUUUUUUUUUCUUUUUUUUAGUUGCUCCGAUUGUUUUGUUACAAACAUAGAAUGUAAUUAAUAUAUGUAUACAACACACGCGACGGUAUAUACGGAGAAGAAUAUUAGUUUUAUACUCUGUCGGGCACGAAGGAGAUCGUGACGAACCGCCGAGCUCGCGGGGACGGCGAGGCCGCGUCGGUCCGCCGGUUCCCGCGGACGGCUCGAAACUCGUACGUUUAUUAGAGAAACAACGGAGGAAAAUCGGAACGGAGAAAGGAAUCGAAGCGUUUCCGCGCACGGAGCGAGCUUUAUUACGCGGACUCGAAGUGUAAGUCGUUAUGUAACAUGAUGUAUCGAUAUUCCGCAAUAAACGUACAUAUUGAUACUCGAAGCGGUCGCCGUCUUGGGAUCUGAAACCGUGCCGCCGCGAGAAGCGAGAAUUUUUCCAGUGCGAUUCGCAGCGGUACGCAACGGAGAGUGCGAAACGCGAGCAAGAAGGAAAAGGACGGAGAACGAAACCUUGGCUACGCGUAUCCUUGAUCGUGAAUCCUUUCGGUGUUACCUGUGAGAACGGAUCGCACCGCGAUCCUGGGAACCCCUUCGGGAUUUUCGCAGAUAACGGAUCACCCACGUCGACGUUUUCUCCUUUUUGUCUGCAGAAAAUCCGGGAUUGCCGACGAGGCGCGACUUUCCCGCGGAAAAAUCGGACGAAGGAUGCUCGGGAAAGUGGCGCGUCGGAGGCUUCAAGGAUUACGAGUUCGACGGACAGGACGCGUCGGUGACGGAUAAUGGAACGACGGAAUAGCAUGCGUUCAAUAUUCGAUGAAAAAUAUGUUUUCAAAUAGAAUUAUUCGCUCGGAGACCUCUCGUUUCUGAACGAAGCGAAUGAGCCUCUCGCGGAGCCGCCAUCUUGUCGCAGCGAUCGAAGCAACGGCGCGACAGCGCGGUUUCUAUGGAGUCGUCGUUUGCAGUGUAGAUUUCAAAUUUGAAAGAACUAAUUCGAAAUUCUGCUUCUUGCGACAUUGUCAAGAAUCCUCGCAAGUGUUGAUAAGUUUCUAGAACAAAUGUUUCCUUCGAAUCGUUGUCCAGAGUUCUGAAAUUCGAAGCGAUGCCGGAAGCGUGAGCGAGGUUUUCGGGCGAAAAAAGCCACGAAAACGCUUCAAGGCCGACGUUGAUUGGAAAGUUCAACGACGCGAACGCGUCGGCUGUCGCCGGAGGCGAUAUUGGUUGAAGGAAGAGGCGCGAAUCGUUCGGGACGUUGAAUUCGCGAAUCGCGGAUCGCGAGACGCGAACGUGGGUCCCGCGUGGUCGCGCGCUCGCCGCCAUUUACCUUAGCCUUGGCCAACGGACGUUUUUUUGCCCUCGUUGCCGCGUUUCACGCUUAGAUCUGCGUUCGAGGAAGCGUCGCGACGAUUUCAGGAAGAUCCGCUGCUUAAUGAGAGUGGGAGGAAUGAUAUAAAGAUGAGCGAUUCGCCUGGCAGCGUAACAGAAGAAUCGAUCCCCAGCAACUAUGCGCCGGUAUCGAACGAUCGGAUUACUCGCCGCCCUGGCUCUUGUCUGCGUCCACGCACAAGAUGCCGUGGAAAGAUCUAAACGUAGCCCCAUACCAGGGUUCGG